Messenger RNA from Zea mays, 2886 nucleotides. RefSeq names its product mucin-5AC-like. Lineage: Eukaryota; Viridiplantae; Streptophyta; Magnoliopsida; Poales; Poaceae. The transcript has a single exon. The record is from RefSeq and is a predicted model, not a curated record. Bases 524 to 1747 code for a protein of 407 amino acids.
CAACAAGAGUGCAUUCCAUGAAAUUAUCCAAGAACAGUCUCAUCAAAGCAAAGACAAUGAAGAAAACAAAGAAAAACCUCUAUGGAUAUCGCCAUAAUUAAUAAAUGAUUGAUUGAUAUACAAAUCACAUAAAAUGUACUUCCUCCAACCCAAAUUAUAAGGUGUUUUGACAUUUGUAGAUUCAUAGCUUUUACCGGGUCUUUAGACAUACUAUUGUCAGGGCCCAAGAGGGUCCUCUACAGUACCGACGUCACUGUAACACUCCCCUCAGGUAGGUUAGAUAAAGAUAAGGCUAAUUUGGGAGUAGCCCUCUAUAUAAGGAGAGGGAUUGUAUCAAUUGAAGGUAAGCAAGAGAUUAGAAGAAAAUCCCUUCUCUCUUGCCGGCCAUGAGGAAAUCCUUGCGGCUGGUAUCCCCGGCGCCCCUAACCCUAGCCGUCGCCCUCUAACCCGCGCAGCCCCCACCUUGUGAACGCACCCACAGUACUGUAGCACCACGACGAUCCCUAACAAUCUGAUAUCGGAUAUGUCAGGCCCUCCAUCCACCACCAUCCAGCCCUCAGCCUCCUCCGCCGCGCUGCCAAUCUCCACACCGUCGGUGCCCAGACCCGCCACAUCCUCAUCCACAACACCUCCACCUCCCCUCACGCUCGAGUCCUUGGCAGCAGUCGUCCAUGAGCUCACGCGAUCCGUGGCAACCAUACAGACAACAUUGGUAGCCACCCUUCUUCCUCCGCAGCAGCAUCCACUGCCGCCGACAUAUUAUGCCAUGUCAUGUACCAGCGCCCCGGCGGCAUCAUGCCUGCCCAUUAAUCUAUUGCCCAUGCCACCUUCGCCUUCCCCUAUUCCAUCAUACACCAUGGCUAUGGGGGGACCCCAGUACACCAUGUCUUUGCCGCAAACACAGAUUGCGACAUCAUGCGCAGUCAUCCCUCAGGGAGACUUGCCCCAUUACCUCAUCUCCAUGCCGCCAUCGCCAUCGCCAAUUCCAUCGUACGCCCUCUCAUCAACGACCGCACCGAAAUGCAUGAUGGCAACGUCUCCUUCACCGACCCCGUCGCUCACCGCCUCCAUGCUUGUGUCGCCACAACAGCACUGCGAUGACGUCUUCUACGAGGGCGUGGAUGGCAUCCGGGCAUCGACGACACAGCUACAGGUGGCGGCACGCUGCCUCCUAGCGCGUCGGCAAGGACAGUGCCCCAUCUUCAAGCGACAAUGCCUAGCCAUCCCAACAACCUUGCAGCAACUCGUGGAGAGGAAGGCGAUUGCGCGUGCGAGUGCCUGCAAGGUGUCUGCGGCGCGUGGCCUCCUAGUGCGUCGCGGCUACAGGAGGUGCGCUAGCAGACGCUCAGGGCAGCCUUGGUGGCGGUUGACCUCGGCACACGGGGGCACGACCUCGCCCAGUCGAACAACCAUCAGCAACCGCGUCGACCAGCUAUCUACAAGUGCGAGCAUGGUGCGUGUCCCGCGGGCAAUGAACUCCAAUUCUAUGGCAGCGGCGGUAGGGAAGGCGCUCCCCUCCUUGUCAUCGGCGAGGGCGUACUACUUAGCGCCACCACUUUUCGCUACCAGCCGCCACGAGGGUACCUCCGUUGGUCAUUGUUGCGACACAUUUCAAGGGGCCAUCCAUGUGCUCCCCUUUCGUCCAGAUGGCGUCCAUGGGAUCCAGGUAGUUGCACAUGUGCAGGUCCAGGGCGCGGAAGGUGUCCGUCUCAUCUCAAGGGGUCAAAAAGAGUCGCGAUCGGAAUAAUAAAAUAAGUCGAGAUAUAAAAGGCUUAUUUUUAGGUGUUAGGUUUGUAUCUAGCAGAGUCAUCGUUAGCACCAUCGUUAGGUUGCAACUCAAGGACGACCUGCUUGUCCAGGAGGGGUGUAGUGUCAGGGCCCAACAGGUCCUGCUACAGUGCCAACGUCAUUGUAGUACACCCCACAGGUAGGUUAGAUAAAGAUAAGGCUAGUUUGGGAUAAGAAUAGAAUUAGAGAUAAGAUUAGAUCUAGUGUUUAGAGGUCAAGUAACCCUCUCUACAUAAGGAGAAGGAUUGUAUCAAUUGAAGGUAAUCAAGAGAUUAGGAUGAAAUCCCUUCUCUCUUGCCAGCCAUGGGCAAAGCCCUGUGGUUGGCCUCCCCAACGCCCCAUCCUUACUUGUUGCACCACGUCCAUGGCAGGAUCUGCAAUCCUAUCAACCCACCAGAUCCUGAUCCCUAGCAACUAUAUGUCCAGGUGCAUAGAAAAACCUAUGAAUCUAGAAAAGUCAAAACAUCUUACAAUUUGGAACGGAUGGAGUAGUUUGAGAAUAGUAUAACAAAUGCAGACUUCAUAUUAACAUGGAUGAAGAUUAAAUACACUGUAAAAACAUAACAACCACACAUCAAGAUCAGGUGAGUUACAAAAUUAUGAUGUGAUUCACUCUUAAUAGAAGCUGCUAUGUAUUCAAUUCUACAACAGAGUAGGCAACACAGAGAUUUGGUUGCUCUACAAUUUGAUGACAUCCUCCCCUUUGGAGGACAUACCGAAAAGCUAAAGCCAUCGAGCACAUUUACCCUAACAGAUGACUGCCUAUGCAAAAUGCUAAUCUAAGUCCACCAGUAAAAAACAUAAUCACUACAGAUUGUAAUUUGUAAACACAUAAACUAGCUCAAAAAAUAAAACUACUGAUAUCUCAAACAACAAUACAUGAGGGGAAAAAAGACCUCAUGUAGAAAAAUAUAUGAAACAUGAUAUUCCAUGAACAUAUGGGUUAACAACUGCUCCCCAUCUGAUUGCCACAUAAGCCAAGGCACAAUCAUUCAUUUAAAAUGUCCCACCAAGAUUGAUCUCAAGGCCACAGGACACAAUCACCACCACAAACAUCAACAUUAAUCACAUCACUUCUACCUCCGAUCAAAUACCAUU